AGGAAAUUCAGCUUUAGCACCAAAAGCUUGCAAUUUCCUACCUCCUCCUCCUCCUCCCAUUAUCUCUCUUCCUCUUCAUCAAAGCUUGAUUAGAUUUCAUUCUCAUUACUUUCCUAUCCUAGAUAUAUCGUAUAUAUUUCUGUACAAGGGUUGUGAUCCAACGAAGGUGAACUACAUCGAAAAACCCGUCCUCAAUUUAUAUAAAAGUUUAUAAGUUUUGACACAUUUUUUCUCAAUCCAUUUUGAGUUUUUCCUCAUCUGGGGAUACCCAAAUCCUAUAUUGGCAAUCUCUUUCUGGGUUCUUCUUUUUGACAGAGUGAAUAAUGGAAUGCUCUAAUGGAAGCAAUAAUGACCAUGGAAUCAUGGAAGGACUUUGUGUCCAAGACCCAUUGAAUUGGGUUAUGGCUGCAGAGUCACUAAAGGGUAGUCAUUUAGAUGAAGUCAAGCGCAUGGUGGAUGACUAUCGGAAGGCGGUGGUCCGGCUAGGCGGCGAGACACUGACAAUAGCUCAGGUGGCGGCGAUAGCGAUGCGUGACACGGAGGUGAAGGUGGAGCUGUCGGAAGCGGCGAGGGCUGGAGUGAAGGCCAGCAGUGACUGGGUGAUGGAGAGCAUGAACAAAGGGACUGAUAGCUAUGGUGUCACCACUGGUUUUGGUGCAACUUCUCAUAGGAGGACCAAGCAAGGUGGAGCUCUGCAGAAGGAGCUUAUUAGAUUCUUGAAUGCCGGAAUCUUCGGCAACGGGACGGAAUCAAGCCACACGCUGCCUCACUCGGCCUCCAGGGCCUCCAUGCUGGUGAGGAUCAACACCCUCCUUCAAGGAUACUCUGGCAUUAGAUUUGAGAUCUUAGAAGCCAUUACUAAGUUGCUUAACCACAACAUCACCCCAUGCUUGCCCCUCCGCGGAACGAUCUCCGCCUCCGGUGACUUGGUCCCUUUAUCCUACAUUGCUGGGCUUCUAACGGGUAGGCCCAAUUCCAAGGCAGUUGGGCCUAACGGAGAAUCGCUUGAUGCAGCUGAGGCCUUCCAUCGGGCUGGUAUCGAUACUGGGUUUUUUGAGUUGCAGCCCAAAGAAGGCCUUGCACUAGUGAAUGGUACUGCUGUCGGUUCUGGCUUGGCUUCUAUGGUUCUUUUUGAGGCCAACAUUCUUGCCAUCCUCUCCGAAGUUUUAUCGGCCCUUUUUGCAGAAGUCAUGCAGGGAAAGCCCGAAUUUACGGACCAUUUGACCCAUAAAUUGAAGCAUCAUCCGGGUCAAAUUGAGGCUGCAGCUAUAAUGGAACACAUUUUGGAUGGAAGUUCCUAUGUUAAAGAGGCUCAGAAGUUACAUGAAAUGGACCCCUUGCAGAAGCCUAAACAAGACCGGUACGCCCUCCGAACGUCGCCCCAAUGGCUAGGUCCACAGAUCGAGGUCAUCCGAGCGUCGACCAAAUCCAUCGAAAGAGAGAUAAAUUCUGUGAAUGACAACCCGUUGAUCGAUGUUUCGAGGAAUAAGGCCUUGCAUGGAGGAAAUUUCCAAGGUACCCCAAUUGGUGUGUCAAUGGACAAUACCCGUCUAGCCAUUGCUUCAAUUGGAAAACUCAUGUUUGCACAACUUUCUGAGCUUGUCAAUGACUAUUACAACAAUGGAUUGCCUUCAAAUUUAUCCGGGGGACGUAACCCGAGCUUGGAUUAUGGGUUCAAAGGUGCUGAAAUCGCAAUGGCAGCAUAUUGCUCCGAGCUCCAAUUUCUAGCCAAUCCUGUGACGAACCACGUGCAAAGUGCAGAGCAACAUAACCAAGAUGUGAACUCAUUGGGCUUAAUUUCUUCGAGGAAAACAGCCGAGGCCGUGGACAUAUUGAAGCUCAUGUCUACCACUUUCUUGGUUGCUUUGUGCCAAGCCAUUGACUUGAGGCACUUGGAGGAAAAUUUGAAGGCGUCAGUGAAGAACACGGUUAGCCAAGUGGCCAAGAAAGUCCUGACCAUGGGCAACAACGGUGAGCUUCACCCAUCCAGGUUUUCCGAGAAAGACUUGCUCAAAGUCGUGGAUAGGGAAUACGUCUUUGCCUAUGUUGACGACCCUUGCAGUGCUACAUACCCAUUGAUGCAAAAACUAAGACAAGUCCUAGUAGAGCACGCGCUGAUCAAUGCUGAAACGGAGAAGAACCCGAGCACUUCAAUAUUCCAAAAGAUCGGUACGUUUGAGGAUGAACUAAAGGCCAUUUUGCCCAAAGAAAUUGAGAGCGCUCGUUGUGAUCUUGAGAGUGGCAAGCCAGCCAUUCCCAAUAGGAUCAAGGAGUGCAGAUCAAACCCAUUGUACAAGUUCGUGAGGGAAGAGUUGGGGGCUAGUUUUCUGACCGGUGAGAAGGUCCAAUCGCCCGGAGAAGAGUUUGAUAAGGUGUUCUCGGCAAUGUGUGCUGGGAAGUUGAUUGAUCCAUUGCUGGAUUGUUUGAAGGAGUGGAAUGGUGCUCCUCUUCCUCUAUGUUAA
Messenger RNA from Ilex paraguariensis (yerba mate), 2462 nucleotides. Lineage: Eukaryota; Viridiplantae; Streptophyta; Magnoliopsida; Aquifoliales; Aquifoliaceae. The record is from the annotation of a GenBank genome assembly.